AACAGUCAAUAGAAAUAUAAUUUCGGAGAGAGAGCUAUCAUAAACUCUAGAAAUUUUUAUCGCUAUCAUUUGAUAAUGUUCGAAGAGCCUCCACCACGAAUAUUUUAGCGAAUUUUUAGUUUUGAAUUCUCAAUUUCAAGGAUAUGAGGAGAUACAAAGUUGAUACCAGCUUUAUGGCCCACCUGAAGGAAUACAGUAUACGGAGUUCUAUUUUAACAAAUAUAUUGUUAUAUGUCAGUAGAUCAAUGACUAAAAGUUGUUUAUCAAUUAUAUUUUCAUAUAGUACUGCUGAAUUUUAUAGUUCCGAUUCAUUAAUUAAACUUAAAAGCAAUAGUAGUAAUUUAAGCAAUAAACAAUGGCCGAUGUCCAUUCUUUACAAGAACGAAGCAGACAUCCAACUAGUGAAUCUGACAGUACCGAUUCGUCGUCAAGUGAAUCAAGUACUAUAUCCCUACCCCCUCCACCUGACGGGGGCUAUGGCUGGUUAAUCGUUGUUGCAUCAUUUUUGAUAAGCUUAAUCUGUGAUGGGUGUGCAUUUUCGUUUGGUGUUCUGUACACCGAACUUUUGGAUGAGUUUGGAGAAAGUAAGAGCAAAACGUCAUGGAUAGGAUCGUUGUUUAUGAGUGUGCCAAUGAUUCUUGGACCAUUAGGAAGUGCCCUGAGCUCAAAAUUUGGAUGCCGCGCAGUUACUAUUGGAGGAGGAAUUAUUUCAACCUCUGGUUUUGUUUUGAGUUCAUUUUCGAAUUCUGUAGAUAUACUGUGUGUAACAUUUGGUUUGAUUGCUGGUUCUGGAAUGUCCGUCUGUUAUGUCAGCAGUAUGAUAAUGGUGGCGUAUUAUUUCAAAAAGAAAAGAGCAUUAACAACAGGGUUAUCUGUUUGUGGUUCCGGUAUUGGAACUUUUAUCUUUGCUCCUUUAACUGAAUAUUUAAUUCAAGAAUAUGGAUGGAGGGGAACUUUAUUAAUUAUUGGUGGAAUAGUUUUGAAUUUAGUGGUUGCUGGUGCAUUAUUUAGGCCACUUGAAUUCACGGAAGAAGAGAAGCUACGCAGAGCGAGGGAGGCGUUCGAUAAAAUGUCACGCACCAUAUCAAAACAGAGUAUACCAUCUCAUGGACGCAGCAGAAUAGGAAGCGGAAGUGAGGAUUCAGUGACAUCACACAAGGCUGAGAAAAAAGAUGAAGAAUUAGAACUCGAAAUUUUGAGUAACUCCCAGGUUUAUCUUCCAACUUUUAUCAAUAAACAAAAUACCGAAAUACCGGAUGAACUUAUUUUGGAAAUCAGAAAAAAUGGAUCAAAUUUGGAACAGACUUUGCAACGCUAUUUUCGCAGUCUGAAUUUAAAAGAAAAUGGAAUAGCCGACCAUGCCAAGGUAACCGAAAUUUUAACUGUGACCAGUGAUGACAAUAUUGUCUUUAAACCUGCCACUGUUUCUGAUAGUCUGGUAGCCAAUGGUAACGGCACAUGUAACAGUGAAACAAAAAGAGGAAGUAGUAAAGGAGGCGUCUGGCAGCAUAAGAAAAAGUCAUCAAAAGUUAAAAUGCACAGAGUCCCUUCGUAUCUACCUUUAUUAAAAAAUGACAUUUAUUAUCGGGGUAAUCUGAUGAAUCUACCAGGUACCCAAUACAGAUCCAACAGUUGCCCUGAACUCCAUAAAACAGUAGAAGAGGAUGACGAUGAGGAUGACAUCUUUUCCCAUUAUCCCAUACUGAAAGUCUUCAAGAUCAGUAAACCACUCAAGAAAUUCUUCUCAAAUAUGUUUGAUCUGAGAAUUCUGAGCAAUCCAUUUUUUCUGCUCUUUGCCUUUUCAAACUUCACAUUAUAUUUAUGGUAUGACGUCCCUUAUGUCUUUCUUACUGAUAAUGCCAUUGAACUUGGUAUACCAGAAGACAAGGCUUCGUUUCUGCUGUCAAUAAUCGGUAUAGUGAAUACGAUUGGUCAGAUAUUAUAUGGUGUUUUCGGUGAUCGCUGCGUUAACUUGACAUUGUUGUAUGGCUGGUCGUGUGUGAUUGCAGGGUUAACGAUGGUGUUUGUGCCUUUUACUAGUACCUACUGGGUGCUUGGAGUUCUUGGUGGGCUGUUUGGUUUCUUUAUCAGUGCAAAUUAUACCUUGCAGACUAUAAUGUUAGUCCAGUAUUUAAGUCUGGAGAAGCUUGCUAAUGCUUAUGGUUUGAUAUUACUAACCCAAGGAAUAGCUAAUCUGGUUGGUCCACCCAUUGCAGGUGGGCUAUAUGACUUGACAGGUAGUUAUCAUACAACAUUCUAUGCUGCUGGUGUGUUUAUUAUAUUAGCGGGUAUGAUUUUAUUUAUUACACCAUUAUUAACAUUUCUACAGUGUAUAGAUAGAACAACACCAGGUAAAUUACAGGAUGAACAUCUGAUAUUAACAGAUUGUAAGGGCGUUGACCCGUCGCCUUUGGUGGUAGUAGAAAUAGAAACGGUUAUAUAAUAAUCUUAUUAAAGAUGCAUUAUGUAAUAUAAAAAAAUAAAUAUUUUGAUGACUUCAUUCAAAAUACUUUAUUCUGGGCAAAGUUAUGACUGCUUGAAGGUGUAGUAUAGAUUGUUUAUUAUUGUAGCAACAGUACUUGACUAUCAAGACUAUGUCUCGAUUAUCCAUUUUAACGUUAAAUUUUUAAAUUUCGCAGGAGUUCAUAGUUCUUACAUAAUGCAUCUUUAAAAUAUUCCAUUGUUUAUAUUCGUUUUUCUCAAUAAUAACUCAAAGUUCAAAAGAUCAAUUUAUAACAUUUUUGUCACUUAUGCAUGACAUAUAUAUAUAUUUCCUCUCAUUGAUUUUUGUUCACAUUUACAUACAGUUAUACUUACAUGUAUAGGUAAAGGUGUUAUAAAUACAACUGUAGACCUAUUGGCUUACAGUUGGAAACUCAGUUUCAUGCAAGACCUACAUGCAGUCAGGCCUAAAUAUUAGUGAGAAUCUCACAGUCUAAUUUUCUGAAGAAUCUCGAUAUGUUUAUCACUAAAGAUUCUGGCAAACUAAUCACCAACCUUUUAACAAACUGGUUUUACAGUUUGACUGACAAUGAUCAGUAUAUACAUGUAGCCUAUAUACUAUUGUAAAUAUUCAGUUGAUGUAGCUUACCAUUGGGACAUGUUUUAACAUGUUAACAUCAAUUAAUAUCUGAUAUUAUUUCUACUACAACAUUGAAUUCAGGCAAUUUUCACAAACUGCUUUCAGAAAAUGACAAGUCAUAUCUGAAAAAAAUAUUGCAAAAUUUUAGGCCUAAUUAUAUUAUGUACUGUGGCCUGCACCUCUUUGAUCCAUAUUAUUAAAUAGCAUUAAAAUUAUGAGUACAUUGUACUAUCUAAAAACAAAUAUGGCAAACUUUAAGGCCUAGUUACAUAAUAUACACGUAAUCAAAUAUUAUUUAGCAUGUCAGGCUAUAAUGAAAUCUCUUUGACUCCUAAUUCAUAUUUCGUAUAAUUACGCAUUAUUUCAUGUUGAUCACCAAGAAAAACAUUAUUACAUAAUUUAUGGUAAUUAAUGCUAAUAAUAACUAUUCAUUGUUUUUCACAAGGUCGUCGUUCAUCUAUGCAGAUCAAUGAUUUGUACAUGUAUUGUAUUUGUUCAGUGUUAAUAGAUUGUUAUAUUAUUGUUUUUGUUUUGUUACUAUAUUUAGAUGGUGUUUUUGUUACCUGAUUUACUAUUUUGGCAACCAAUAUGAAAACAUAUUUAUGCAUGAUAGGAUUUUAAUGUACUGACUAAUAUUAUCUAACUCAAAUCUACCUUGACUAAUAGCCUUUAGGAACAACCUACUCAACAAAAAAUAGACAGUAAAUAUAUUAUUAUAAACUGCACUAAACAUAUAUUAUGCAAGAGCUAAAUUUGCCUAUUGCUGUUCUUUCUUUAGGUCUGAAAUGUUAUCUAACUUAUUAAUUAAACAUUAUUUAAGUUAUCCAGACCAUAAUCAACUCUUGAUGUCAUCGCUAGCCUGCAAUAUGUACUGGAUUUGAAUCCGAUUUGCUGCUCAACACUCACUGAUGAUUUUAUCCAAAAAUGGAUAACUGAUUUUAGUAAUGAUGAUCAAGGCUAGGCCAAAAAUUCAAAAGCUAAUAUCUUAGUUCAGAGUGGAUCAAUUUGACUGAAAUUUUCAACAUAUUGUCUUUACAAUACAUUAUCUAGUUUUUAACUAUUACAUGUGUAGUGAGAACUGCCAGCUCUUUAUUUGAUGUCCCAUAAUGCCCCUUUAAGUGAACCAAUUACAAUCCAAAUGUUUCUUUCAUGCACAAGUUAAUAAUUUAUUGUUAAUAAGUAAAUACAAGAUUAAUACCGGUAUAGCAGGGUUCCCGCGGUCCUUGAAAAUCCUUAAAUUUAAAAUUUCAUUUUCAAGGUCUUGAAUAUCCUUGAAUUUCGCAGAAAUAGGAAAAUAUCCUUGAAUUUCGCGGAAAUAGGAAAAUAUCCUUGAAUUUCAGUUGAGAUCCUUAAUUUUGUUUCAAAUGUCUUCAAUUCCUUUUAAAUAUGAGAUUAUAAUGAUAGUUGGUAAUGUUUUGGUUAUUUUUAAGAUGAAAAAUUGUAACUUGAGGCUAAAAAAUGUCCUUGAAAAUCCUUGAAUUUGGCGUAUAUUUAUCCUUGAAUAUCAUUGAAAAAAUGUUUGACGAAGCCGCGGGAACCCUGUAUAGGUUUGUAUCGAGGAUCAAAGAUCUUAACAGGUGUAAGUAAAGAUAGGAGUCAAUAUGACAAAUACAGAUAUACGGAGGAUCUGAGAUUUUAAAGAUACAUUCCCAUAAAAGUAAAAGUUUUUAUCUGGUGUUUAUUUCCAAUAAAAGUAUGCCAAUUUUGGUAUAUGGAAAGUAGAGACACCCACUCUUUCUAGAAAAAUUCUUGAUUCCUUGAAAAACACCAUGGAGCACGCACAGGACAAAAAUGUUAGGGUGUCACUAAGUGGCAGCCUGACGAUUAGGACUGUCUGCUUGAGUGACGUCAAAGGUUGCAUGCAUAGAUCGUCUGACCUCUUUUCAUUAGAGAGCGCUUAAUGUGUAUGUUGAUAAACAUUGUGGGUGGACGUGGAAAAAGUCAGAGACUUAACGUACAACAGAUUCUGAGGGCAGGGGAUAAUCCCAGAAUUUACUUAGUCUUCGAUAUUUAUGGUACAGGGACAGCGAUUGAAGACAAUAUAUGCAAUGAAUUCUCCUUCAGCUUGGCAGUGUCACAAACAUGGCUUCUUUAAAUAGCUUGGGGUAUUUCCUCAAGAAUACAAUGUUUUGAGCGGGAUUUGGAGCAAAUUUUUUGAUAAAUUAAUUACCGGUAGUUUGAAUAAACCAUCAAAUCACCUAGUUUGUACAUGGGAAGGCAUCUUUAACUAUUUGUACAACAGGAGAAAUACACUAGUACCAUACAUGUAGAAUUCAUGGCAUAUUAUUCUACCAGUAUUAAAUCAACUACUGGCAGGUAGUAACAUUGGAACUUUUCCUUUGUUCUGUGAUGGGCCUAUAUAUUUAUUUUGUAAUAAGAUGUUAAUGGUAACACCAUAUGUUCAUAUAUUGCCAAAUACUGUAGACUUGUAAUCUCAUCAGUUAGAUAUAAUUAUCUUGGCAGUAGCAAUGAAAUGGAGUUUAACAUCUUACUUUUCUGCUCCGACUGGGCUAAUGUAGAUGGGUAUAUCCUAUACAGUGUGCUAUGAGGGAAAGUAUUCCUGGACAGCAGUACUACGGCACACUCUUACAUGUGUUUCAAAUUCCAACUGUUAAGGGUUCUUUUACAUGCAUGACAAUGUGUAGAUUGGACCUUGGUCUUUUGUCCCAUGUGAACGAUGAACUUGGUAGUAAAACUAUAGGUACAUUUAGCUUUUACAACAUGCGGAUUGAAAUAACUUGCAUAUAAAAAUUAUCACCUAUUUUUAAUUCUUAAAUAUAAAUGAAAUGAAAUGGAGUUUAACGUCCUACUGUUCUGCUCCGAACUGGGCUAAUGAAGACGGGCAUACGCCAUACAGUGUGCUACGGCCUACUCUUAUAUCAAAUUCCAACUGUCAAGGGAUCUUUUACAUGCAUACCAAUGUCUACGUGGGACAUCGGUUUUUUGUUCCAUCCGAACAACUAGACAGCUGUCCUUGUCAGGCCCUCCUUCCUGCAUCACUGACAAGAGGGAACCACGCCGGGAUAAUCUGGAUGAACUUUCUCAGCCAAUGCAGGGAUCAAAAACCGAACCUCCAGGCUAGUGAGUCAGCGUCUUACCCACUUAGCCACCAUACCCACCAUACACCCCCCCCCCCCCCCAUAUAUAUAAGAAAUAGUAUCAGAUAUUCUAGAAAGAUUUACUUUGCUCUGCCUUUUUGCCGUACAGUCUUUUUACUUUGUUUUUUUUUACUUAAAAAUAGGCUAUACAUGUACAUUUGUAUACCUGCAUAAUGUAUAUCAUCAUGGAAUUAUUUCUCAGACAUCAAUUCUAAACAUAGAAAGAUAUGUAAACUAUUUGAUUUAAUUAAAUUGACACUUUAAUUUUUAUAGGCCAACAAUUUAACCUGAUUGUAUAUUUUUGUCUCUCCACUUGUCCAACCCUCACUUCACAAUUUAUUAUUAUUACAGCUGCUGUGUGUUGUUUUCCUUUUUGGGAAAAAUGUCAAGUUUUCAAUUGCAUAAUCCAUGCUAUAAUUGAUUAUUUAAAAUUUAAUUAAGAAACCAAAGUUUAAAAUUUAAUUUAAGAUACCAAAAUUUAAAAUUUAAUUAAAGAUUUAAUUAAGAAACCAAAAUUUAAUUAAGAAACCCAAAUGAAGUAUCAAUGGAAGAUAAUCUCCUGGUUUGGAUUCAAUCCGGUAAAAUAGAGGCCCAUCAAAAGUCUGCAGCAUAUGGGGGGGCGGGGUUGAUGGCUGAAUGGUUACGCUGUAUCAUAAAGUCUGUCAUUGAGUCGACUGGCGUAGUUUUGAAUCCCCGGUUGUACGUGACAAGGAGUAGGGUCGCCUGUCCAACCUCGUGAGUUUUCUCCAGGUCCUCCGGUUUCCUCCCACUGCUAAAGACCUACGCGCAAGCGAAUUAUUGAAAUAAAAUUAAACCAUAUGUUAGUCCCGAAAUGACCUAGUUUGUGUCGAGUGGACAUUAAACCCCAUCUCUCUCUCUCUGUAGCAAAAGUUCAAUUCAUCAUCUAUAUGUAUGCUAAUAUUUGUGACUGUCAUUUAUCUGUCUGUUCAGGGUUGACAGCUACACUAUAGGGCUGUCCCAAGGCUGAAAUUUAGUGUACUAGGGUAGUUUGGACCAAAGAGUAACAUAUAGGCCCGGUGUUCACCUAAAGCUUCCGGUUUCUGAGUUAUACUACUGUCAACCCUCGCAGCGUCCGGUCAUCCGCUAGUAUCAUUAUAAAUACUGAACCAAAUUUAAUAACUUUUGAACUCAUAUUUUAGAGAUACAACUUUGACAGUAUUGUAGUUUUCAAGAGAUUCAUCAAUCCCUCAAAUUAUGCUCAGAGACUUUAACAUUCAAGAGACCACAAUAAUCAUGACAAGUUAAACAUACAUUGUGCAAGAGUUAAAUCUGCCCAUUGCAGGUCUUUCUUUAGGCCAGAAAUGUUAUAUAAACUAUUAAUUAGACAUGACAACACCAUAAUCUUCUUACAAUGUCAUCAGAUUCUCAAGAUUUGAACUAGAUUAGAACGGUUCGCCAUUUAAAAAUUUAAUUUAAAAAUGAGAAAGCGAGACUAAGUCUGGAAUAUACCAGUGCCCUGGUUACCACAAUGCACACAUCCUGUCAAAACUACAAACAGUGAUAACUUGGCUCAGAAUGAAGUAAUUUGAAUGAAAUAUAAUCCUUGAGUGGCGUUUAGUGAUUGUACAUUAAAAAACACAACACAUCAUUUGUACCUGAUAAUGAUAAGAGAAUACUUGUCAAAACGUCGUGCUAUAUGUGUAUAAACCAGUGAUUGUAUUCCAAAUAAAUUGUGUUGUGUUUUUUAAUUUGAAUGAAAUUUUCAAUAUUUUUUAUUUCACAUUAUCUAUUUUUGAGCUAUUGUAUCAAGAAUGGUCAGCUCUCUAUCUAAAUCUUACAUAAUGUAUCUUUAAUAGUUUGUUUAGCUUACUAAAAGAAAGACAUCUUAUGAUUAUGAACAGACAUGUAUCUGUCACCACGGUCAAUAAACACAUAGAUUAAAAUAUCAAAAGAAUACAAAGAAGAUUAUAGACGUAGAAAAUAAACUUAUAAUAUUAAAUAUAUGCAUAAAUUAAGAUAUUACCAUUAAAGGCUCAAUACCACUCUUGUUGUAACAGAAUAAUAUGUCCCAAUCUUUAUUCUGGUCAACAAAUUGUACUAUUUUACAGUAUUCCAAUUAAUUGAUGAUACAAAUUUCAUCUUAACACACCUAAUUUAAAAAAUUGGAAAAAUUCAACUAAAUGAUUUGAAAAGCCUAACGUAAACCUUUUCAAAUGUGACUUGGAUUUAAAAAUAUUUUUGAACCCUCUGGACAAGUAAAAUAGGAUGUAAUGGAUAAUUUACACAACAGGUAGGACACUUAAACAUCUAAUACUUAGAAUAAGGCUAAUAUUUAUUUACUGGAGCUGUCAAGCCAGCAAGAGUGUUAUUGUCCCUUUAACAUACAUUCUUAUUAGAAUACUCGUUAAGAGGACUAUGCUCUAAGAUGUUAUAUCAGUUUAAAGGUAACCCAUAAUUAAUUCAACCAUUGAAAGGUAAUUAUAGGAUCUUGAUAGACCGUGGUGACAUAUCUACCAAAUCAAAGAAGUUGUGUACUUUUGUAUUUUUCACUGUCAAACUGCACUUGAUUCGACCAAGCACCAUAAAUUUUGAACUGUGUUCAACCCCCUGAUUUUAUGAAUGUUUCAUCUCCUUAAUUAGGUUCUAAAUUUUAUAUGUCUCACUGUCAGGCUGCACUUAAUCCCCUUAAAGCUUUUAUGCAUUAUGCAUUUUUAAUUAAAUGUAGCCCUUUAUAAAAAUUUUGUUAUUUUAAUGUAUGGGGUUGGAUGGCCGAAUGGUUAGCGCGUGCACGUUCAAUCAUAAGCUCUUUCAGCUGGCGUGGUUUCGAUUCCCUGGCUAUACGUGACAAGGAGUGGGGCCGUUUGUCCAACCUCCAACCUCGUGGUUUUUCUCUGGGUCCUGUGGUUUCCUCCCACUGCUAAAGAACCCUACGCGCAAGCGAAUUAUUGAAAUAAAAUUGAACCAUAUGUUAGUCCUGAAAUGACCUAGUUUGUGUCGAGUGGAUGUUAAACCCCAUUUCUCUCCCUCUCUCUGUUUUAAUGGAUCAAAUACAUCAAUAAGAAACCAUGAGCAAAGUUUUGUUUUUCUAGAUCAAAACAGUGAUCGAAAGUUGAGUAAAUUCUUAAGUCAGAGAAUGCUUUGUGAACUCCUGGCUUGUUCCAUUAAGAAGUCACGGCAAGGCCUGGAAAUAAUAAUUUUAUAUGUACAUGUAUAUGCCAGACAUGAAUUAUAAAUAACAACACAGACAAAAGAUAAACCUAUUAACAGCCACUAGAGGGGGGGGGGUAGGUCUAAAUAUUAAAGCCAACUGCAGAUUUCGGCACGUUUGCAAGAUGUAAAUAGGGUUAAGUUACACGACUGUUGACAAGAUUGUAGGUUAGGGUUAGGGUGACCGUUGACCAGAUCUGACCCACUAGAGGGGUUGUGCCUGGCGAAGCAUGAAUUUAUGUCUAAUAUUAAGGGUAUUAACCCUGAAUUUUACAUGACAAAGGUAACUUUAGUAACUAUUUUGAUGAAAUUGAAUAAAAUUGUGUUCAACAUCCUACUUCGGUUCACCCACUGGGCUAGUAAAAACCAGUUUUAUGUUUACGUGAAGUAUAUUCCAACAGCUGUUUGAUCUAUAUAUAGGAUAAUUAUUAGCCUCCUUUCAUUAUAAAAACAUGAAAUAAAUGAUAAGCUUGAUGUAUUUUUUAAAUUAAAAAAAGCUAAUAUUUUGUUUAAUAUAAGAGAUAAGAGUGGCUUGAAGACCUGGUUAUCCCUGACUACCUACUUAAUGGAAUCCAGACAAAUCUAAACUUGGGCAGUAGAACCAGUUUUAUUUUUGUUUUAUAAUAUUAUGUUUAUCCGACCGGAUUGUUCAUGCCCCAAUAAACAUGUGAUAGAUAUGUUGCUAAAAAAUAUUGCAGCUGACUUCACCAUUAAAGUUGUAAAUGACCAUGAACUAUUAGAUUUUGAACUAAAUAUUUAGUUAGAAUUCCUAGAAUAGUUUUAAUUUGAACUACUAACUAGGAAAUAAAGUCUAAAGUCUUAACGUUAUUUUCUGUUCCUUUUGUUUAUUUUGUCAUGAUCUACAUCUAGGUUAUAUGUAAAUUGUAAAUAACAACAUUUCUAAUUGUCAGUCGUCGUUGUUUGUAUUUUAGAGGAGAGCCGAAAAACGCUCCCCUUAAUCAACAAAUUGAAAAAAAUCGCUCCCCUAAAAAAGUUCUCCCAUUUUCGAUGACGAUUGAUUUAGAAAUCAAGAAGAGCAAUCUGAUAUUAAAUACAGUAAUUAGUUGUGUGUAUGGGAAAUGAUUCUGAAGAUCAAUAACUACUAGGGGGUCAUUCCUGGUUUCAUAAAUGAAAAUAAACCCCUGAUGUCUUUGUAAAGGAGAGAGUGAUUUUCAAUUUUAAGGGGAGGGAGAAAAACCUCCCCUCGGUCAACAUUCAGUUGCAUGGCAGGCACUCGAGAGCUAUCGGUCGCCUUAAAAAACAAAUUUGUUAAAUUUGAAUAUGAUAGGGGUUUCAACGAAAUUUGACAUUAUUGUUUUGGACGGGUUAAAUUAUAUAUACAUGAAAAUGUUCUAAUUACCAGUCGUUACAUGUAUAAUCUCAAUCAAAUGAAAUGCUGCAAGGACUAUGUUAUACUCUUUAAUUUACAAAUACAGUGUGGCAGAUUUUAGGCAAAUAAUGGAAUAUUUUCAGCAAAAAAUGUUUGCUGUAAUAUUGAAUACUGCCAAGUGUCGAUGUAUAUGUAAGAUAAGAUUUUACUGUAUAUCAACAGCCAUUACAGCCUGCAUACAAUUCAUUUAUUAAGAUUUAUUGAUUAUUAUACAUAAUGUCUAAAGACUUUUAAAUAAAUAGUAAUAGAAUACACACAGCAUAAACAUAAUAAACAAGUUCAUACAAUGUGUCUGGAGGUGGGUGUGGGGGGUGGGAGUGGCCAAACGGUUAACGCAUGUGCUUUGAACAUAAGGUCUAUCAUUGAGUCAAGUGGCAUGGUUUCGAUUCUGCUCUUGUAUGUGACAAGGAGUAUGGUCGCCUGUCCAACCUUGUAGGUUUUCUCUGGGUCCUCCGGUUUUCUCCCAUUGCUAAAGACCCCUACGCGCUAGCGGAUUAUUAAAAUAAAAUUGAAUUAUGUUAGUCCCGAAAUGACCUAGUUUGUGUCAGUGGACGUUAAACCCCAUCUCUCUCUUUUAUUGUAUAUCAAGGACCAGUUCAGUAUGUAUACAAUUAGAAAUAUUUGGAAAAUAUUUAAUUAUUAUGGGUAAUACAUAUUAUGUAAUAUUCAUAAUGUUAUUAAACAUAAUACACAAGUUCAUACAAGUAUAA
Messenger RNA from Patella vulgata (common limpet), 11448 nucleotides. Its product is annotated as monocarboxylate transporter 12-B. Gene Ontology annotation, biological process: monocarboxylic acid transport; transmembrane transport. The record is from RefSeq and is a predicted model, not a curated record. Bases 356 to 2443 code for a protein of 695 amino acids. The transcript is spliced from 3 exons. NCBI's taxonomy places the organism in Eukaryota, Metazoa, Mollusca, Gastropoda, Patellidae. Gene Ontology annotation, molecular function: monocarboxylic acid transmembrane transporter activity.